Messenger RNA from Trachemys scripta elegans, 1852 nucleotides. It is a transcript of the gene TGFA, whose product is annotated as transforming growth factor alpha. Lineage: Eukaryota; Metazoa; Chordata; Testudines; Emydidae. The transcript has 6 exons. The record is from RefSeq and is a predicted model, not a curated record. Gene Ontology annotation, biological process: positive regulation of cell population proliferation; epidermal growth factor receptor signaling pathway; positive regulation of mitotic nuclear division. Bases 267 to 746 code for a protein of 159 amino acids.
CCUCUCCCCCGGCGCCUGCCCCUUCCCGGGACUCCACGGAGCGUCCCCAGCAGCCGCGGGUCCCGGGCACCCCUCGCUCGUCAGACCCGCCGCGCCCCUCUCGGAGAGGGCAGGAGAGUGAUGGUCGGCUCCGCUCAGGUCCAAGUGGUUGAAAGGUGAAUCCGCCUCCAUUUCCGCCCGGCGACGGAGCCCUGCCCACCGCAGGGAGUAGAGGGAGCCGGCGCACCGCCACUCCGGGCGCAGCAGGGCUGGGGGACGCCUGCAAAAUGGUCAGCUCCGCCGGGGAGACUGCAGUGGUCGCUCUGGGUAUUUUACUAGCUGUGUGCCAUGCCUUGGAGAACACAACAUCUGCCUUGAGUGGUCCCCCAGUGGCUGCCGCAGUCCGAUCCCAUUUUAACGACUGUCCCGACUCCCACAGUCAGUUCUGCUUCCACGGGACGUGCAGGUUUCUGGUGCAAGAGGAGAAGCCAGCAUGUGUCUGCCAUUCUGGGUUCGUCGGGACACGAUGCGAACACGCAGACCUCCUUGCAGUGGUAGCUGCCAAUCAGAAGAAACAAACCAUCACUGCCUUAGUGGUGGUUUCAGUGGUAGCGUCCGUCAUCCUUAUUGUGGCUUGUGUACUAAUACACUGCUGUCAGAUAAGAAAACAUUGUGAGUGGUGCCGAGCCUUCAUCUGCAGACACAAGAAGCCCAGCGGGCUCCUGAAGGGGGGAACUUCCUGUUGCCAUUCAGAGACAGUGGUCUGAAGGAGAAUUGGAUCUGACCAAUAUAUUAAUUGCCAUGGCCAGAUGGGACUACUGCAGUAUAAUAAAGGAGGCCUACCCCAUUCCAGAGAAGAACAUUUUUCCACGGAAGAAAAUGCUCUGGAGGGGACUAGUAUCAAGCAUACGCUACAUUACCUUGACUCUUCAUAUGCAUCCUGUAUUAUAUGCUGAGCUUUCAGAACCUUGCCAAAUCGAGGGCACCAUCUCCAUGGGGCUACCCAAUGUGAAGCCAUGAACUAAUGAGUAGACCACAUCUUCACAACCAUGGAAUCUUAAAGACUGUUUUACGAGACUUCAGACUCGGACACAAGAGAACUGCACGUGGGUCAGCUUCAUGUUUAUGUAGAUGUGACAAUUUGUGUGGUGGGGAGUAGGUUUGACACCAGUGAUUGGGGGGGGAAAAAGUGUGUACAGUUCAGGUUGGAGAUAGCUUAUGAGAACAGUCUGUCAGUAUCUGUCCUGCUUUGAGACUUUACGGAACUUACCUGAAGGCUGGGUCUUUGGUUCAUGCAUUUGUUACAUCCUCAUUGGGAGGAGCAGUUGCAGGUCCCUGUUUUCAAAAGGGAGAACCCAACGCUUUCGAAGGAACAUCCUAUUUGCCUGACUGCGAUUUUUUUUUUUUUUUCUUUUUUUUCCUUUGUGCUGCUGCUGCCAUUGGGACAUUCGCCCUGCCAGAUGAGAUCUGGGGGGUAAUACGGGACGAGGUGAACUGGCCAGGGUUAUCCUGUCCCUUUCUGAUGAUAUUCAAUUCCUUUUCAUCAGGAGACAAGUUGCAAGAGAAAAAUAGCAACGCUCGAGCCAGUGUGUGUGUGUGUGUGUGUGGGGGGGGGCGAAAUGUGUUCACGCCCCACAAUCCUUUGCAUUUUAAAUGUGAUGGCAGAAAAUAUUCCAAGUUAUUGAGGCAGAAAAAUGUGUUUGGGGGUUAAAUGUCUUUGGUGUUCUUGGAAAGCUGAAAAAAUGGGACCUGGAGAUGAUAACCAUAACAAAAUGGCGGCCAUUGGGGUGGUGGAAAUCUAGGCAUUUAGAGCCUGAUCCAAAGCUUAUUAAAGUCUUUCCAAUGUCUGUAAUGGGUUUGGAUGAGGCCCUUA